This is a messenger RNA of Paecilomyces variotii, 1057 nucleotides long. RefSeq lists its product as hypothetical. Bases 240 to 800 code for a protein of 186 amino acids. Lineage: Eukaryota; Fungi; Ascomycota; Eurotiomycetes; Eurotiales; Thermoascaceae. The record is from RefSeq and is a predicted model, not a curated record. The transcript has a single exon.
GCUGGAUGUUUUCUUCGUGCCAUCAAGUCGUGGCAGAGUCCACAUUAGGGGCCGGCUCAUUUAGCACCUAAGCCAGCGGUGACUUAGAUCAUGUCUCUCCAGUGCUGUGCCUUCAUCUACAUUAUUCAGUAGUCAACGCCAUCCUGUCUUAUCAUCAUAAUACACAGAAGCUAUUGUCGUGGAUAUAGAGAAACUUCACUCGCAAGAGCUGUUUAGCAGCCAACAACUCCAAAUCAGACAUGGAGCAGACCUCCCACCGAGAAAUUGCCUUCAUAUCCGGCCCGCUAGACACUGGCCCCGACGCUAGUUAUUUCCGCAAACACUACACCAAGCGCAUUGAUGCUGCCAUCACUCGUGGCGACGACUUCAUAAUCGGGCCUAUUCCUUAUGGAGUGGAUGCAGACGCCCUCGAUUAUCUCCUAGCAUACCCCGUAUCUCCCUCCCGCAUCACCAUCUUUGUCACCCCCGACGAGGACCGUAUGUGGGGUACCAAGUUACGCAACCGCGGUGUGAGAGUCAAUGUUUUGAAGCAUGAUCCAGAGAGAGGUACACCAGGCCCAAGGGAUCGAGAUGCUGCGAUGACGGCAAAUAGCACAUAUGACAUUCUUCGUUGGCGCACACGAGAUGAAGCAAAACAGUUCUAUGGCAAGGCAUGGAGAGACGGACAUUUGACGAAUACAGAGCGGAAUUGGAGACGCAGACGGGGCAUUGGUGAAGAUGUUGUCAUUAAGGAGGAAGAUAUUGAUUUCUUCAUGGAGGAUGAUAGAGCAAAAUAUAAGGGGAGUUGUCUCGUGUCUUAAGCUGUUUGAGCAACUUGUCGACAAAUUUCUCGUACCUAUAUCGAACAGAGUCGAAAGUCCGCUAUAAAGAGGAAGAAGGUCCAUUCCAACAGAUUCCCUUAUUAGCUGAUAGAAUGCUGAGUCGGGGCCCCUCUAUCGUUUAUCAAAGCUAGCUCCGGAUGUUUAUGUACGACUUAAUAGCUGUUGACGUUGUACUGUAUAUACUCCUUUGCAAGUCCUUUCUUAUUGUACAUAGCAUCUAAGACAUUGUUUUAAAC